Messenger RNA from Morone saxatilis (striped sea-bass), 2684 nucleotides. Its product is annotated as anoctamin-1-like. The record is from RefSeq and is a predicted model, not a curated record. Gene Ontology annotation, biological process: chloride transmembrane transport. Lineage: Eukaryota; Metazoa; Chordata; Actinopteri; Moronidae. Gene Ontology annotation, cellular component: plasma membrane. Gene Ontology annotation, molecular function: chloride channel activity; protein dimerization activity.
CAAGGCUGCAGGCUCACUUCAGCCACUCCACAGAGAGACAGACACAGAGCUCCACGCAGAGCUUUAAAGGGAGACGAGCAAAGGCACAGAAAAGUGGCAAGUCACAAGAAAAUAAUAGAGGCAGGAGAGAAUGCCAAGCGCUGCCAUAUGAUGAGACAUUUUAAGCAGAAGACACUAAGACUAGACUAGACCAAGACACUAACCCUAACGUAGAGGGAGAAAGAGCACAAGUCGGACUAUUUGGCUUGAAACGUCAUCAGUUUACCUCUGCUCUUUACCUACUGGAAUUGGACAAUGACAGAGGAAGCUGAAGUGGGAGGUGACCUCUCUCCAACCUCUGGGUCUGAGCAACAGGCGCCACAUUUUCUGCAAGAUGUCAUCUUCCACGGCAAGUUUAAGCUGCUGAAGGCUCUAACCCCAGAGGAAAACUCCCUCUGCCAGCACGGCCUCUACUUCCAGGACGGUCAGCGGCGCGUCGACUACGUCCUCACCUACUCUGUGAAGAAGCCUUACACAGGGCGUUCUAGCCGACAGUCAACGCACCUGCUCACAGAGAAUGCUGUCGCCCGCAGCCUACGCCGCGGCCCCCAGAGCCGCAACCAACACCUCCGACAUCACCCGGCACAAAAGGCAAGAGACUCAUCGUCCCUGCUGUCAUCACCAGCGGCCGAUGUGGAGCUGGGCUGCCCGGGAGAGACCUUGGGCGGCCAGGAGGAUCACAAGGCGUUCAGGAGGGAAGAGUUCGAGGGGAAACUGAGAGACAUGGGGCUGGAGCUGGAGAAAGAUGAGGAUACCAAGAUUACAGGGGUAGGCUUUGUGAAGAUUCAUGCUCCCUGGAACGUUCUCUGUCGAGAGGCUGAGUUAAUGAAACUAAAGAUGCCCACCAAGAAGAUGUAUGAAGUCAAGCAGUCAAGCGGUGUUUUGGAAAAGAUCAGCUCUCUGGUCAGUAAAGUUCUGGAACCCCUCCACCCUCAUGUUGAGGAACAUCAAACCAAGAACAUCAAACACCUUUCACACACCUUUUCCAGGGAAAAACAACACCUGUUUUUGAAAUACUAAAGAGGACAAAAUGCAAGGCCAAGUACAGCAUGGGUAUCACCAGUCUCCUGGGUAGUGGAGUCUAUACAGCAGCUUACCCUCUUCAUGAUGGAGAUAUUAAUGAGGAGAGUGCAGAACCCAAUGACAGAAAGCUUUUGUAUGAGGAGUGGGCAAACUACAGUGUCUUUUACAAGUACCAGCCCAUCGGACUUGUGCGGAAGUACUUUGGGGAGAAGAUUGGUCUGUACUUUGCCUGGUUGGGUCUGUAUACACAGAUGUUGAUUCCUGCCUCACUAGUGGGGGUCAUUGUCUUUCUGUAUGGAUGUGCAACAGUCGAUGACAACAUACCAAGCAUGGAGAUCUGCCACCCAAAGAACAACAUCACCAUGUGUCCUCUGUGUGACAGAGUGUGCAGCUACUGGAAACUCAGUACUGCCUGUGGAACCGCCCGGGCCAGUCACCUCUUCGACAACCCUGCCACUGUCUUCUUUUCCAUAUUCAUGGCUCUGUGGGCUGCCAUGUUCAUGGAGCACUGGAAGAGGAGGCAGAUGAGACUGAACUAUGAAUGGGAUCUGACUGGGUUUGAAGAUGAGGAGGAAGCUCUCAAGGACCACCCCAGGGCCGAAUAUGAAUUCAGGGUCAUGCAGAAGUCUCUGAGCAAAGAUCAUAAAUCAAAGAUGGAAAAGCUCACAUGUCGAGACCGCCUCCCUGCCUACAUGACUAACAUUGUCAUGAUGCUGUUAAUGAUUGGUGUUACGUUCGCCAUUGUGUUUGGCGUGAUCCUCUACCGGAUCUCCACCAAAGCCGCCCUUCAUAUGAGCUCCAAUCCGAUCACACGGAACCAUGUACAACUGACGGUUAAAACUACCGCGGCCAUUAUCAACCUGGUGGUCAUCCUCAUACUGGAUGAGGUGUAUGGAGCUGUGGCACGAUGGCUCACUGUGCUGGAGGUUCCUAAAACAGACAAGAGUUUUGAGGAACGUCUUAUCUUCAAGACCUUCAUUCUCAAGUUUGUCAAUGCUUUCAGCCCCAUCAUCUACAUUGCUUUCUUCAGGGGAAGACUGGUAGGCAGGCCAGGCAGCUACCUGUAUGUGUUUGAAUCCUACAGAAUGGAAGAGGUAAGUUUACACUUUUACAAAUGAUCUGCAAGCAGAAUAUUCGGUAACCACACACUGGCAUUAAAGCUGAGUUGCUUUUUACAUGCUCACAACAAAAAUAAACACCCUCGUAACCCACUUUACAACAUUUUGAGUGAACAUUUACAUUGUUCACUCAAAAAAAUAUACUUAAAACCAAAGCCUUUUUGUAUUUUAUAGUGUUUAUAUUAUCAUAUAGAUGAAAAUGUUUCAUAAAACAUACAUUUAUUGCUGCUAAAAUGAACAGAUAAGUUCUUUCUGCUGACAGUUGCAGACUAAUACCCAGCCAGCAUUUCUUUCUAUGUGUGGUAUGUGAUUGUUCGUGUGUUUCAUAAUGUCAAUUGUCCAUGUGGGCUUUAUGCAGGAUUACAUUGGGUGUUAGGUGGGGGCAUUCAGCAACCCAGAAGGGCUCCAUUUCUUUUCUGUUGCCCACUCUUAGCUCAUGCUCUCAUUUCCCAUUAGUGACCCAAUUAGUUCUAUUCAAUUCAAUUUAGUUUUAUUUGUAUGUGC